Molecule: messenger RNA, 1488 nt
Organism: Colletotrichum aenigma
Lineage: Eukaryota; Fungi; Ascomycota; Sordariomycetes; Glomerellales; Glomerellaceae
Gene: yanF-0
Product: FAD-dependent monooxygenase yanF
Exons: 4
Coding region: 1-1488 (495 amino acids)
Molecular function (GO): FAD binding
Source: RefSeq, a predicted model, not a curated record
AUGGUCAUCCCACGAUUUUUGAAGUCAGCAAGCACCACGGCUGCUGCACUACUCCUGUUCGGCAGCGUGCAAGGACAGCCAUCAGCAGCAACAAACAACACGCCAGAGCUCUCGGGCUUCCCAGCAUGUGACGCACUUGUAGCCGCCAAUCUAUCUCACGCUGUUCACUUCCCGUCCUCCCCUCUAUACCGAUCCCUCGUCGAAAGCUCCUAUGCCAUCGACACGCGCAAACAGCCCUGGUGCUUCGUUCUCCCAAGCACCACAACUGAGGUUUCUACGGCUCUCACUGCUCUGCGUUCCGCCGGUGGCGGUGCCGGAGACUGGCACAUAGCAAUUCGCAGCGGCGGGCACGGGGGCGAUAACCAGAACAAUAUCGCCGAGGGCGUGACCAUCGACUUGACGCACCUCAACGCCACCACGUACGAUGCGACGACCAACGUUGCGAGCGUCGGAACCGGAGCGCGUUGGGGUGCAGUCUAUGCCGAGUUGGAAAAGGACGGAGUCACCGUUACGGGCGGGAGAGAGGGAGUCGUUGGUGUUGGUGGGCUCCUUCUCGGCGGCGGUAUCUCGUGGUACACGGCGCGUACAGGUUUCGCUUGCGACAGCGUCGUCAACUACGAGGUGGUUCUGGCAGGCGGCACAAUUAUCAAUGCCAACGCAUCCGUCCACUCCGACCUUUGGCGGGCUCUAAAGGAGACGAGGAUUUACGCCCGGGAACACUCCGACAAGCUUAUUGACGCGAUUGCGGAUUUCGCUGGUCUGAAUCAGUCAAUGGCGGACAAUGCAUUAAUCUCCAUGAUGACCUACGACCCCAAGAUUGAGGACAGCACAAUUAUGGUAGUCGAGGUCAACACUAGAAACAAGGCCAACAGCACAGCAUAUGACGCCUUCAACCGUAUCCCACUCUUACAUCCAGCUACCACGAAAUCGGUGUCUCUUGUGGAGGCUGCCAACAGCACUCAGCUUUCCGGGAAAAAACGGAACGCUGGGGCCGGAGCUCUGACCAUCAUCAACGACCCACGAGUUAUGCGCUACUGCUUCGAACAAUACAACGGUAUUGUCGAGGCUAUGAAAGCCCUCCUCGGACCGAAGAACUUCACCACGAUCCUCGACUUCCAGCCGCUCCCUUCAUACUUCGCAGGCAUCGGUGUGAAAAAGGGAGGGAACGUGCUUGGACUCGAGCGAGACUCCCGCAAUAAGAUCCUUUUCGUAAUGGGAGUGACUCUGCUGGGCUCUAACAGUGAGGAGCUCUAUCCCCGGGUUUACCAACAGGUUGCGGCUAUGAACAAGAGGGUAGAGGACUUUUCAAAGUCGAUCGGCUGUGACAACGAGUUCAGAUAUCUCCCGUACGCUGACUCGAGACAAAACGUCAUUGGGAGCUAUGGCGAAGCCAACGUGGAGCACAUCCGCAAGGUUGCCAAGAAGUAUGACCCCAAUGGUUUCUUCCAGCGCCGGGUGCCUGGUGGCUUCAAGAUUAACAGGGUCUGA